AGACGACGCCAAUCACUGCGCGUGCACUGAUCCGCCGAUCGCGAAUGAAUGAAGGAGUCUUCAGUUGGCAGGUGACAGUUGACGGAAGAAGCCAUGCCGAGGUCUUUUAUGAUUAAAAAGUCGAGGUCGCACUGGGCUGGGGUUCCAGGACUGUCGGUUCCACACACGGAAUCGACCAUUUCAAGAGAAGUAAGGACAGAUGCUACAAAAGUGAUGCAAGACAGGGAAGGGACAGCUACAAUAAAGGAGAGUCCAAUCACAGGUGGAAUGAACGAUGAUAUAAAGACAUCACUGACCAACUACUUCAACAGGUCAAAGGUCACAUGUUGCUCUCCCCCAAUGGACCAAUCUGCGUAUAACAAUGAGACAGAAUCUGAUGAACGGCUGCAGUGUCUUCGGAAGAAAGAGACGAAAUACCUUCGAGAGUUCCUGGGAGACUUCCUAUCCUGGCUAACUCUCGAUCACGACAUACAGAAUAUACCAAAAAUUGGACUACUUCCGGACUUUCUCUUUUCCUUUCCUUUCCAAGAGCUAAACCGCGACAGCAGUCUGCAGGCCUGUCAGUGUGUGCACUACAGAAGCAACGAUCUGACGCGUAGCAACUCCCCAGAUUCUGUACCAUUCGGUCUUACCGGAAGUGAAAAUGCAUGCGGUGCGCAGAAUCCACUGUCGGAUAGCCCAGGUUUCGAGAACCGGGAAAAGUUAUUUCAGUGUAAAGAGUGCGGAAAGACAUUCAAGCGAUCGUCGACGCUGUCGACGCACAUGCUGAUACACAGCGACACCAGACCCUACCCGUGUCCGUACUGCGGCAAGAGAUUCCACCAGAAGUCAGACAUGAAGAAACACACGUACAUUCAUACAGGUGAAAAGCCUCACAAAUGUUCCAUCUGUGGUAAAGCGUUUAGCCAGUCCUCCAACCUGAUAACACACAGUCGCAAACACUCUGGCUACAAACCCUUUUCUUGCAACCAGUGCGGAAGGUCCUUUCAAAGGAAGGUGGAUCUUCGAAGACAUCUGGAGAUCACCAGCCACCGAUAGACUGCCUAACCGAUCCAACAGACGCUGUUGAAAAAGCUUACGGGUUAGGAUGAAAUUAAAGUGGAGACCACAAACCACUGACUGAAACCACACCAGAUUUAGUAAAGUGAAUCUUGACAUUUAAUGGUAAUCACAAGUCGCUAAUGGAUGUCCAUGUCACAAAAACCACUGAGAUCUCUUACAAUGAAUUUAGGACUAAACACAAAAAGAAACCUUACCUACAAAACAAGGGCCAAGCCUACUUUCUUCUGUGCAUAUAUAUUUGUUUUCGAUUAUAUAUAUAUAUAUAUAUAUAUGAAGGUAACAAAAAUACAUAUUUAAAACAUUUUAUUUGGACCUGUAGGGGUGAAGACAGUAAAAUAUUUGAAAAGAAAAGUUUUACUUAAGGUUUUACUUCAUGUUCUGGAAACACAAUACUUUUAAGGCAUACUUAUAAUUUAAAGAUUCCAGAACCGAUCUCUACUUUCAGUGGCGUUAAUCACUUUAAAGUCAACAUUGAAGACAUAUGCAGGUCACAAGCCAUAAAUAUACGUUGUAUCGGACUUAGUGUGUGAUGACGUUUUAUAUCGCCACACUUUUCUGUAGUCUGAAUGCUACGAUUGCAUAUCAAACGAAUCGAACGUUUGGUGAUACUGGAAGAUUAAAGCAAUCGUUAGAUGCCGCAUUGAUAGACAUCCAAUGCUAUGUAUAAUAAGUCUCUGAAAAGUCAGAAUUACUUUUUGUAGCAAUGAAAUUCCGAUUCCUAAAUACUGUUCCACAUUGAGUACUACUAUUUGAGACAAAACUCCGUUGCUAUGAAACGAUCGCAAGAUAUCGAUAAGAAAACAUGGAGGCGUAGCGUAUGUCAAAACCAAGAUUGAUAAGUUAGUGGAAUUAGUGUUCCAAUUCUUCUAUGUUCAAAAUUGAAUGCAUAAUUAUUAUAUUUCCAAAGGAAGCGGACAUUAGACAGCAACUGGAUCAACAGUAAAUAUCGUUGAAAGUAUAUAUUCUAGUCACGAUUUUAUACCUGAAAGUAAUAUCAUUUAAACGGAACACUACCAACAACUGCUGGUACGCAAUGCUGUGAUUUAACUUACGAUCACUUUAAUUUCAGUGUCACUUACAUACCAUCAUUUCUGAACUCUUGCAAUAUACAUAUUCAUAUUGUAGAUAAAACCUUUGUUUUUCUUGUCAACAUGAAACUAGAUAUAGUUGUUUAGAAAUGUACCUUACGAUCUACUUCACACAUCGACCAAUAAUUCGAAGACUUAAGUAAUUUGGGUAAUUUGGGUCUAUAUGUGUUCGUGACUGCUCUCAGAUUAUGAGCUGGAGCAGAUAAAUAUGUACCAACGUGUUAUCUUUUAGUCUUCAAAAACAAUUUUUUUUUUGCAUAUCGUUAUUUAAUAUAUUUAUGACGUUUAACUUUUGGUUAGUUUAAUGUCGUCUCGUGUUCUUGUUUCAAUAUGGAUCUGAUCUUUGUGUCACAGUGGUAAACUUGUUGAACUAUUUAUGACAGUUAUACAGUUACUUGAAAUUUGCAUACAAUACGGUAUCUUAGAACGUGUGAUGUGUAGGCACAAGCUGGAGCAGAACUGAAAGGUCAUCCCUUUUGUCAUACAGCUUCGGAUGGAGACCUGUGUCGCACUGAAUCACUGAAACGUGUCACUUAGUUUGGAGACCAGUGUCGCACUGAAUCUCUGAAACGUGUCACUUAGUUUGGAGACCAGUGUCGCACUGAAUCUCUGAAACGUGUCAAUUAGUUUGGAGAACAGUGUCGCACGGAAUCUCUGAAACGUGUCACUUAGUUUGGAGAACAGUGUCGCACGGAAUCUCUGAAACGUAUCACUUAGUUUGGAGACCAGUGUCGCACGGAAUCUCUGAAACGUGUCACAUAGUAACGAAGAUACUGUUUGUCACCUUUGUAACAUAAUUUAAUUAUGGAAAUGCAAGUCACAUUAAGUGCGAGUAAACAGGUUAAUAACUGAACUAUGAUUUACAUAAUUCCAUAAAUCUGAACGAUCAAGGCCGUAUCUCUGCACAAUGGAGAAAAAAGGUUACAUAUUAUAAUACUGAAGCUUGGAUUUAAAAAGAGCUAAUAAAGAUUUAAGUUACUAAGUAUUAUAACAUUUUAAUAAUGAAGCUAUCAGUUACAAAGUAUUAUAACAUUUUAUUAAUGAAGAUUUCAGUUACAAAGUAUUUGAAACACUUUAAUAACAAAACAAUUGGUUAAAAGUAUCAGAAACAGUUUACUAACGAAGAUAUUUAUUCCAUAAUAUAAGAGACAUUUUAACAACGAAGCUAUGUUACAGUUAUUACAUUUUUAUAAAAAAGAUGUCCGUUACAAAAUGUCAGAAACAGUUUUGUAAUUAAGCUGCCAAUUACAAGUAUUGUACGUUUUGAUAAGGUAGCUAUGAGUUUACAAUACUUAGUAUAUUAUGUCAAAGGAAUGAAUCAUAUUUAUGAGAUUUAUUCAUUGGUUAACAAUUUUCCUUUUCGAUAGUUAGCUUUGUAGAUUUUGUCUAAUUACACUUAGCUCUUAGUAUAACAUAGGGCGCAUUAUUUCCACCCACAGUAGAUUUAGAACGCACCAGUAAUCAUAACUAUACAAGAAUGAAAAGCGAAUAUCUGUGACGUGAUAAGCCGAAUAAUUAAUGGAAUUACACAUUGGUCGAACUGGUGUGUGAUGUGCGUGAGUAUAUAUGAGUGCGCGUGCGUGUGAGCGUGUAUGUGUGUAACUACACAAGGGUGUGCUUGCUCAAAACAUUUUAUGCAAUUGCCUAUUAUUUUAUUUAUUUAUACAUUUACAUUUAUUUCUAUUUACAAUGUUUACAUUCUUGUUUGUUAUGUACAUGUGUAUAUACAAUAAAGACAAAUCACUC
Molecule: messenger RNA, 3896 nt
Organism: Gigantopelta aegis
Lineage: Eukaryota; Metazoa; Mollusca; Gastropoda; Neomphalida; Peltospiridae
Product: zinc finger protein 626-like
Exons: 4
Coding region: 94-1038 (314 amino acids)
Biological process (GO): regulation of transcription by RNA polymerase II
Molecular function (GO): RNA polymerase II cis-regulatory region sequence-specific DNA binding; DNA-binding transcription factor activity, RNA polymerase II-specific
Source: RefSeq, a predicted model, not a curated record